Molecule: messenger RNA, 684 nt
Organism: Rhinichthys klamathensis goyatoka
Lineage: Eukaryota; Metazoa; Chordata; Actinopteri; Cypriniformes; Leuciscidae
Product: LIM and SH3 domain protein 1-like
Exons: 7
Coding region: 1-684 (227 amino acids)
Cellular component (GO): focal adhesion
Molecular function (GO): actin filament binding
Source: RefSeq, a predicted model, not a curated record
AUGAACCCGUUGUGUAGCAGAUGUGACAAGAUUGUGUACCCUACAGAAAAAGUAAAUUGUUUGGACAAGUAUUGGCACAAAGGAUGUUUCAGCUGUGAGGUCUGCAAAAUGACUCUGAAUAUGAAGAACUACAAGGGCUUUGACAAGAAACCCUACUGCAGCCAGCACUACCCUAAAACAUCCUUCACCAUAGUGGCUGAUACACCAGAGAACCUUCGUCUCAAGCAGCAGAGCAAGAUGCAGAGUCACGUGCUAUACAAAGAGGAUUUUGAGAGGAACAAAGGGAAAGGCUUCUGUGUGGUGGCUGAUACACCAGAACUGCAGAGGGUCAAGAAGACGCAAGAUCAGAUUAGCAAUAUAAAGUAUCAUGAGGACUUUGAGAAGAAAAGUCAGAUGGGUGGAGAGGACUCACCCACUAAUGCCUUCGGCAAUCAGGCUCACUCUCCGAGCUACAACAAUGUUCCAGAGCCUGCGCAUUCAGCUGCUGCUCCACUGCUCUCUAGUGGUGGGAAGCGUUACAGGGCCGUAUAUGACUAUGCUGCUGCUGAUGAGGAUGAGGUAUCCUUUGCAGAUGGCGACUUUAUAGUGGACGUGCAGCAGAUAGACGAAGGCUGGAUGUUCGGACGCGUGGAACGCACAGGACAGCAGGGGAUGCUCCCAGCCAACUACAUAGAGACAAUCUGA